UUCCUUAAAGCGUGAGCGCGCGUGUGUGAUUUCCCGCUGUUUGGUUUGUUAAGUUUGUUUAUUUGCUUUAAGUCGCGUUUUAAACUGUCUCUGUGUUUUAUUAAAAUGCCGAAGCGCUCUUAUCCGUUCAGUGAAACCUUUUCUUCUCAAUAUAAAGUUCAUGUUGGUCAGAAGCAAAUGAACCAAUGCGGAGUUUUUGGCCUCAAAUACAGACAAGAGGUUUACGAGAAGACCAAAAAUCUGCUCUUCAAUGGCACCAAAGCAGUGAUGGGUCGACUCUGGAAGGCAGAUGGAGAGGAGAAGCUGACGGAUGUGUCUGAUGUGACUUCUGUAUCCUCAACACCUGCACAUCAAACUCUUCUGAAAGGACAAACGCUCAUCGGCACAGACGGCAGAUUAAAGAAAGCAAACAGUGUUCCAGGUUGUGCGUCAGGUCCAGCGGUGUGUUGUGUAUGUCAGAGGGUCUCUGUGUCGAGGCAGUCCUGUGCGCAGUGCGAUCGAUCUGCGUGUCCUGUGUGCACCCAGCAAUGCAACAGCUGCUCCAGUCACUGCUGCAACCUCUGUGCUGUUACCGAUUACAGCGAGCGCUAUGACCGCGUCCUGUGUGUCAGCUGUUCAUCCUGAUCACAAAGCUCAUCGAACACAGACCGAUGGAUACGUGCUCGGAUGACACUGAGAAUUAUGAAAUGAUUUUACUGCAUUACUGAUGAAAUGUAAAUGAGAUGACUAUUUUAUAUACUACUGUUACUCCUGUCCUUCCUUUACUUGUGUAAAUACUCCUGUGAUUAUUCAAAUAAAUACUUGACUUUCCUAAA
This is a messenger RNA of Misgurnus anguillicaudatus (oriental weatherfish), 815 nucleotides long. It is a transcript of the gene siva1, whose product is annotated as SIVA1, apoptosis-inducing factor. Gene Ontology annotation, molecular function: CD27 receptor binding. Gene Ontology annotation, biological process: extrinsic apoptotic signaling pathway. The record is from RefSeq and is a predicted model, not a curated record. NCBI's taxonomy places the organism in Eukaryota, Metazoa, Chordata, Actinopteri, Cypriniformes, Cobitidae.